Ascochyta rabiei is the source of this 429-nucleotide messenger RNA. RefSeq lists its product as uncharacterized. The coding region runs from base 1 to 429 and encodes 142 amino acids. The transcript has a single exon. Gene Ontology annotation, molecular function: protein binding. NCBI's taxonomy places the organism in Eukaryota, Fungi, Ascomycota, Dothideomycetes, Pleosporales, Didymellaceae. The record is from RefSeq and is a predicted model, not a curated record.
AUGCCAGCAAAGGGCAAAUUGGGAAGAACUGCACUGCAGGCUGCAGCUGGAAAAGGAGAAAUAGAUCUGGUCGAACAGCUGAUACAACUUGGUACUGACGUCAACGCACCGCCAAGCGAAGAAGCAGGAGCGACAGCACUGCAGUUUGUGGCUAUGCAUGGCUACACUGGAAUCAUUUCGGUUCUGCUGAAUGCUGGCGCGAUUUCUUUCGCAGGGAAAGCUGCCAAAGAUGGACUCACUGCGCUCGAAGGUGCAGCUGAGCAAGGACGAUUGGAUAUGGUGCGACUACUACUGGAUUUUGGAGAAGCGAUCGGUUCACUAGCGGAGAAGUAUGUCGAGGCGCGAGAUCUGGCUGAGAAAGCUGGUCAUGCGGUCAUUGCAGAUAUCAUCAGGAAUGCAGACAGUUUCAUGCUGGUUAAACAAACCUAG